Molecule: messenger RNA, 978 nt
Organism: Ramularia collo-cygni
Lineage: Eukaryota; Fungi; Ascomycota; Dothideomycetes; Mycosphaerellales; Mycosphaerellaceae
Exons: 1
Coding region: 1-978 (325 amino acids)
Source: RefSeq, a predicted model, not a curated record
AUGUCUUCCACAAUCACCAACAAGACGUCCGAAACACUACUCAGAAGUUUCUGCUCGGUUCUACGCACCGAUUUGAAUGGAGACAAGUGGCAAAAGAGGUCGAUAAACCCGACUAGGCCGGGAGGGGCGAUAACUACACGCGACAAGGGUUGGCAGGGACCUGGGAAAAAGAAGCGAACCAGUAUUGAUAGCCCACUGGCCCUUGGAGUUGAAACGGUAGCGCGACUUUCCGGUACUCCAGACAAGACGCAGAAAGAGGGAUUCGAAGAAUGGAAUAAAUGGUACGAGGACAACAAGUCUUUCCAGGUGCGAGAUUGGAAGAGGAAGAUGCAAAAUCUCGCCGAGAUAUUCAGCAAGAUUUUCUUCCUCGACAAGUUGAAGUGUGCUUUGGAAUUCAAUUGGGAUAAACAGCUUUCCGGAGAUGGUGGACCCGUCUAUGGCAAGACUACGCAUCCUGACCACAAUUCAGUGCAUAUUCGGAUGGAUAAUCGCGAUCACUCAGUGUUCAAGAAAAUAGAUCACCACGCCGAUAUCAUCUCGACCUUCAUCCGCGAGCUGAUCUGCGGCCAUCUCUUCUGUUUCUGUUGCGAGGGAGCUGUUCCAGGCCGCUCAGAUGUUUGUCGCUGGAGCGGUGAUCCCGGCAACAAAGGUGACGGGCGCUUCUUCGGAUGGUUCAUCGUUGCUUGCAAGAUCGACUUGUGCAUGAAAGAUCUGAUCAAUAUAGACGGCCAUUGCUUUAGCUUGCGAGCUGCCAUCUCUCAUUCUGAGAAAGGCGGUAAGAUUUCGGCGGGAGACUGGUUGCUGUUCUUUACAUUGUUCAACUGGUCGGAGAUCGCUAAGCUGUUUGAUUACCUUGAUUCCAGUGCAAAAGAGCGAAUCUCGUUCCGGAGGAUGCUCCAAAAAGAAAACGAGGUGGCGCAGGUUUGGGCAGAGCUUGGUGAGAAGAAUCCGAACAAGGCUGUGAAGGAUUUGAGAUGA